This is a messenger RNA of Pyricularia pennisetigena, 333 nucleotides long. RefSeq lists its product as uncharacterized. The coding region runs from base 1 to 333 and encodes 110 amino acids. The transcript has a single exon. The record is from RefSeq and is a predicted model, not a curated record. Lineage: Eukaryota; Fungi; Ascomycota; Sordariomycetes; Magnaporthales; Pyriculariaceae.
AUGCAGCUUUCGUCACUUGUUGGCCUCCUGGCCCUGGCCACCUCCAUCGCAGCCCAGGCCGCCACCACCAAGCCCUGCGAAGACAAGCAGCGCCUGUACAGCGCUUGCAUCGCAUCCAGCGGCGGCACCGGCGGCUGCCACGCUGCCAGACUCAACAGAGAACAGUCAAGGGACUGCAUCAAAAACUGCGACACAAACGCCGGCUACACGCUUUGCCUCAAGGAGAGCCAGUGCGAAACCAAACGCGACAGCUGCAUGAGCCAAUGCGACACGCAUCGGGACCAGUGCAUCGCCAAUGCGCAGGCAAAGUUCGGCCCUCCCGAAACCAAUUAG